This is a messenger RNA of Argiope bruennichi, 1599 nucleotides long. RefSeq lists its product as uncharacterized. NCBI's taxonomy places the organism in Eukaryota, Metazoa, Arthropoda, Arachnida, Araneae, Araneidae. Bases 1 to 1599 code for a protein of 532 amino acids. The record is from RefSeq and is a predicted model, not a curated record. The transcript has a single exon. Gene Ontology annotation, molecular function: nucleic acid binding.
AUGGGACCUCCAGUUGAAUUGGAUUCUAAUUUUGAAGUUGCGGAAAGGCGCUUUAAUUCAUUGGAAAGGAAAUUAAAUAAAAAUCCCGAAAUUGCGGACCAGUACAAAAAAAUUGUUAAGGAUCAAUUAGAAUGCGAUAUUGUCGGAAAAUGUGUUUAUAAAGACACUCGGACGGGAUAUUAUAUGCCUCACAGAGCGGUUAUCCGUGACGAUAAAGCUACGACUCAAGUAAGAAUAGUCUAUGAUUGUAGUAGUAAGGGAGGGGAAAAUAAAAAAUCUUUGAAUGAUUCACUUGAGACAGGAGUUAAUCUUAAUGCCAAUUUAUUGGAUGUUAUUCUUAAAUUUCGGGAAAAUCAAAUUGCGUUUUGCGGAGAUUUAGAAAAGGCAUUUCUUAUGAUAGAGAUUGCAGAUGAAGAUAGAAAAUAUCUAAAAUUUUUAUGGUUUCCGGACGAUACGGGCGGCUCAAAGCAAGUAUUUAAUUUUAAUCGUCUUCCCUUUGGCUUAACUACAUCUCCCUUUGCUUUGGCUUGCGUUUUAAAAUUUCAUAUAAGGAAAUUUAGAGAUAAAUAUCCUAAAUGUUGUGAAAUGUUAAAUUCUCUAUAUGUCGAUGACUUAUAUUAUGGAGCAGAUACCGCGCAGGAUGCUUAUCAGUUAACUUCUUCUGCUAUAGAUAUAUUACGCUCCGCCGGGUUUAAUUUAAGGAAAUUAAGAACUAAUUGUGUCGAGUUAAAUAAACUUUGGUUUGAGAAUGGGUAUAAAGAAAAUACUGAUCAUGGGCAAGGAUCGGGUUUCUUAGGAUUGAAUUGGGAUCCAAUUGAGGACGAGAUUAAGUUGAAUUUAAAAGAUGUUAGGAAUUCCUUGGAAUUUGGAAUCAACAACGGAACUUCUAAAAGACAUGUGCUGAGAGUAAUCUCUCAAGUUUUCGAUCCUUGUGGACUAAUCAGCCCUUUUGUAAUCACAGUUAAAAUUCUCAUUCAAGAAUUAUGGAAAAGGAGCCUCGAAUGGGAUGAACAGCUACCACAGGAUUUGGAAGAAAAAUGGAACACUUGGUGCUCUGAACUCUCUGCUAUAGAUAACUUGCGGAUUGAACGAAAACUGUUUACGAAAUUAAGAACGAAUGACAUUUCACUCCACAUCUUCUGUGACGCUAGUCCUAAAGCCUAUGGGGCUGUGGCGUAUUUCCGAUACAUCACCGAAGAAGGAAGUGCUAAGGUGAGCUUUAUUAUGUCUAAAAGUAAGGUUGCUCCUUUGAAAACCUUAACCCUUGCGAGAUUGGAACUGAUGGCAGCACUCAUCGGUGCUCGCUUAGCGAAAUACUUGCAGGACACCUUUCCAUCUUUAAUUAAAAGAAUUUAUUUAUGGAGUGACUCGAAAAUUGUUAUCCAUUGGGUGAAGGGAUCGGCAAAAAUAUGGAAACCCUUUGUGUGUAACAGAGUAACUCAGGUACAGUUACUUACUUCUCCGCUCUGUUGGAACCAUUGUAGUGGAUCGGAAAACCCUGCUGAUUUAACUACGAGAGGGGAAUCGGCGAAAGCAUUUCUCUCAAGUUCUCUUUGGUGGACGGGACCUGAGUGGCUGUCUCGGCCGGUACAUUCGUAG